AGGGAAUGUCGAAAAGAACGUUCAUCCCGAAAUGGAAUCCCCAUCGCAAACCACCCAUUGUAAGGUUUGGUGGGCGUCAACGGAACGUGCACGCUUUGAUAGACAAUUCUCCUCCUCCUAAAAUUGCCAAGUCAAAAGAGGAAGACGAUGGGGUUGUUCGGUGGUAUAACGAUCCGCUUGCACGAGGUAUACACCAAGUGUCAAGAAUCACCCAUGAAAGAUUGACACAACGUGUCGGGCUCUUUCGAAAUGCCAAACACUCGCAGAUUGUUAUUAACGACUUCUCGAAUAACGUGAAGAAAGCAUGCAGAAGACAGAUCAGCAGACUCGUCGCCUCAGAUGACGGACGCUGUGAUCCUGACACCGAUGCAUCCUUCAACGCCGCUAGGAAAAUAGCAACUCAUCUUCCGUACAGAGAGAAUACCCGUUCUCGUCAACCUUGCUAUAGAAUUGAGGACCCAGAAGAAGUCAUCAAAACACUGAGGAACCAGCCUUGUAGCUCCAAAAGGGAUAACGAUAGCGGUUACCAACCACGAGUUGACAUUGAUAAUACUUGGGAUGCCGAAGGGUUAAAUGAACCUUGGAAUAAAGAUGCGUCGUCAAGCUCGACUAAGCCUCACCAGUCGCUCCAUGGGAAAAGUGCCGCUGUAAGUUCUACGGGACAGAAUCCUGAUGUUUACAUCUUUCCAUUUGAGGACGAAACUGUUUCGGCUCGAAAGCAGCGAUGCCCUAACGUUAUCCCAAGGACGGCUCAGGAUUUGCAUCAAAGACUGAAAACUCACGAGCCUCAGCAGCCGCAGGAGCAGCAGACUCACAAGGGAGAACUCAUUACCAACAUCUUGUCUCUUCCCGAUGUUUCUGUACGCAUAUUAUCGGCCUUACCAACGAUCUACCUUCGUGAUGACUAUCAUGAGAAAUAUGACAAUGUAGCUGUUCGACUACUUUCCGAAAGCAUUAAACGAAGUGAGAACGAACCAGGUUCAUCUUCUAAUGUUUACCGCUCACUUAUGAACCGCACAACAUGCAUCUCUACCAGUGAUCAGAGAAGCCAACCUACAGACACAGCUUGCGAAAAUAUCUUUCAAGAUUGCCCUAAUGGUUUUGAAUUGUUAUCUGGUGAGACUUCGGUUACUCCUGAAUUAGAGAAACUUUUCAAUCAGACUGUUGGUGCAAGUAAACUUGAUGAUAAUCCUGAUUUCUCAAGAUGUAUUGCAUCGAGGUCUGAUCACGCGGCUGUUCAUAGACAGAUUUCGUCCUUGCUGACACCUACAUCGCUCGGCUCUCAUAAACUAAUAACAGCAAAGUCUCGCCCCAGCAAUUUUGUCACCUCUGGAGUUGAUCCGGUCGAUGUUUCGUCGUGGAAAUUUCCCUUUUCAAGAAGUCCAUCUUCGAGUGAGUCUUCUGCAGAUGAUAUCGACUUUGAAUGGACAAUUCCCGAAGCAAAUCAUAAUGAAGAAGACUGAGGAUUUCUUGUAUCAUUGUUGUGUGUUGUUGUUCUUGCAUCCUUCAUGUACCAUUCGUUCUGUGCCAUUUCGUUGUUUAUGUUAUGAUUGGUCAGAGUCUAUAAUCUUACGUGUAUUGUUAGAUUUAUUGAAUGCCGUUGAAAUUGGCGGCGUUGCA
Messenger RNA from Cylicocyclus nassatus, 1620 nucleotides. Lineage: Eukaryota; Metazoa; Nematoda; Chromadorea; Rhabditida; Strongylidae. The record is from the annotation of a GenBank genome assembly.